ACUCUCUAGUUUCCACCUCCAUCCUCCAUCCUCCUGCUGCUGCUGCUGCUUCACUUCACAGGGCUUGAGAUGAGGCGGAAGGAGAAGAGGCUGCUGCAGGUCGCCGGGCUGCUCAUAGCGGCUCUCCUCUUCCUCCCUAACGUCGGGCUGUGGUCUCUGUACCGGGACCGAGUCUUCGACAACUCGCCCAACACGGACGGACCUGGAGGCAUCCUCCGGAUACAGGGGUUGAACCAGAUGCGGAAGGUCGCUCAGGUGGGACUGGAUGGCGUGCGGCGAACAGAUUGGCACGACUACGAAGCGAUGAGGAGAGAUGCUGCUCGCUCAGGUAACGGUGAACAGGGGAAGCCGUUUCCUCUGACAGAAAGUGACCGGGUGGACCAGGCCUACAGGGAAAACGGCUUCAACAUUUACAUUAGCGACCGGAUCUCCCUCAACCGCUCCCUCCCUGACAUCCGCCAUGCAAACUGUAAACCGAAGCUGUACGCGGAGAAGCUGCCCAACACCAGCAUCAUCAUCCCGUUCCAUAACGAGGGCUGGUCGUCGCUGCUGAGGACGGUCCACAGCGUGCUCAACCGCUCUCCUCCACAGCUCAUCGCAGAGGUCAUCCUGGUCGACGACUUCAGCGACAAAGAGCACCUAAAGGCGGCGCUGGAGGAGUACAUGAUGCGGAUGCCGAAGGUUCGCAUCCUGAGGACCAAGAAGAGGGAGGGGCUGAUCAGGACUCGCCUGCUGGGAGCCGGCGCCGCUAAAGGGGAAGUCAUCACCUUCCUGGACUCCCACUGUGAAGCCAACUCCAACUGGCUGCCUCCACUGCUGGACCGAAUCGCCCAGAACAGGAAGACCAUCGUGUGUCCGAUGAUCGACGUGAUCGACCACGACAACUUCGGCUACGACACGCAGGCGGGGGACGCCAUGCGAGGGGCGUUCGACUGGGAAAUGUACUACAAACGGAUCCCCAUCCCUCCGGAGCUGCAGAAGGACGACCCCAGUGAACCCUUCGAGUCACCAGUGAUGGCAGGUGGACUGUUUUCUGUGGACAGGAAGUGGUUCUGGGAGCUGGGAGGAUACGACACGGGUCUGGAGAUCUGGGGAGGAGAACAGUAUGAGAUCUCAUUCAAGGUGUGGAUGUGCGGUGGUCGGAUGGAGGACAUCCCUUGCUCCAGGGUAGGACACAUCUAUAGGAAGUACGUCCCCUACAAGGUCCCUGGUGGGAUCAGCUUGGCGAAGAAUCUAAAACGCGUGGCCGAGGUGUGGAUGGACGAGUACGCCGAAUACGUCUACCAGCGUCGGCCCGAGUACCGCCACCUGUCGGCGGGAGACAUGACGGCCCAGAAGGAGCUGAGGAACCGCCUCAACUGCAAGAGCUUCAAGUGGUUCAUGAGCGAGGUGGCCUGGGAUCUGCCCAAACACUACCCGAUGGUGGAGCCGCCUGCUGCUGCUUGGGGAGAAAUAAGGAACGUGGGCAGCGGGAUGUGCAUGGAGAUCAAACACUUUGUGUCAGGGAGCCCCAUCCGCCUGGAGAACUGUGUGAAGGGGCGGGGCGAGGUGGCCUGGAGCCAUGGACAGGUGUUAACAUUUGGUUGGAGGGAGGACAUCCGGGUGGGCGACCCAAUACACACUAGGAAGGUCUGCUUCGACGCCGUCUCCCACAGCAGCCCCGUCACCCUCUACGACUGUCACGGCAUGAAGGGCAACCAGCUGUGGCGCUACAGAGAGGAUAAGAGUCUGUAUCACCCCGUCAGUAACAGCUGCAUCGACAGCAGCCCGAGCGAGCGGCGGGUCUUCAUGAACACGUGCGACCCCUCCUCUCUUAGCCAGCAGUGGCUGUUUGAGAGAACCAACGCCACCGUGCUGGAGCACUUCAACCGGGGCGCCAACUGAGGCCACUGGACGGUGAGAUGAGGCGUCUUCCACGGAAAAAAAGACCAUGAAACAAUGAUCAGCUUUGAUCAGAUAAGAAUGGAAGCUACAAGUGAAUAACGUGCUGCUCCAGAAACAUCCUCCGUGGUACAGCAGUGAUCCAGUGCGCUGGUCGGACCACACAACAACCCCCAGAAUACAAUCAUGCAGCGUGAGCUUGUGAUGAGGAAGAAGGGUAGGAGAACCACGGUCCUGUGGAGAAAACACAGAGCUCAAGUUUGGACCUCAAGAAUCUCCAAGAGUCAAAAACCACAAACUCUGCUGGAUUUAAUGGAUUGUCUCGUCUUUUGCCUCUUUUCACCUCGUCUUUUUCAAUUGUUGCCUUAACAAUUCCGACCAUGGGAAAUACCUGCUCCCUAUGCGUCCAUCCAAGGUACCAAAUCAAGCAUAUGAGGACAUAUGCGGGACUUUUGCAAGCCAAAAACUCUAUGGAAACUGGAAUUGCCAAACAUCUUUGGAACAAUCAUUGCUGCACAGUGUGCAGAUGAAUUGCAAGAAUAUGUCUUUUAUAGACGGAACACAAUCUUGUACGGACUCAUCUUUAAAGUGCAAUUGUUUUUUCUACUGAGCAAUAAAGCAACAAAAUUACACAGGUUAUGUCCAUUUCUAUCACAAGAUGAUUUUUGUUUUGUUAAAUGCUUAUAAUAUUUUGUGCUGUCUGACAAUUUAAUGCUCAAACACGUUCAUGAAUCAGAUUCCUUAAAGGCCUGAGGGAAUUAUACAGAACACACUGUAUAAUGAAUACAGAGAAUGUGUCAUCAGCCGGGAUAUAUUACUAUCAAGUGAAAACUCAACAGCAUGUCUGUCUAUUAACAAACUGAAAACUUUGGUCCGAAGUGGAAUACCCCGACCCGCAAUGAUUUCUACGUGUAAGAAGUUACAAACAGUCCCUUUAAAAAAAAUGAAAACAAACUUGAAACUUCUAG
Messenger RNA from Sebastes umbrosus (honeycomb rockfish), 2849 nucleotides. Its product is annotated as polypeptide N-acetylgalactosaminyltransferase 10-like. The record is from RefSeq and is a predicted model, not a curated record. The transcript has 14 exons. Gene Ontology annotation, cellular component: Golgi apparatus. The coding region runs from base 70 to 1884 and encodes 604 amino acids. NCBI's taxonomy places the organism in Eukaryota, Metazoa, Chordata, Actinopteri, Perciformes, Sebastidae.